ACUUGCUACUCACCACUUAAUCUGCUUUACACUACGCUUCACUUGUACUACCAUGCUUUCCUUACCUUCUCUCCAACCCCUCUUUGCUGUCUAUCCUGCCGGCCUCGCGGUGACAUGGACGCCGGCGCCGCGAAGCCGCGGGCGCGGCGCCUCCGCGUCGCGCUCCUCGCCUGCGGCAUUGCGUCCGCCGCCGUCGCCGCGGUCCUGCUCGCCGUGACGCUGACCGUCUUCCGCGUCCGCGAGCCCGUGAUGACGAUGAACGCCAUCUCCGUGAAGGGCUUCGGGGGGGCCGCCGCCGCGGCGCCCACGCCGGGAGGUGGAGGGUCGCCGCCGCUGCUGCUUACCGUGGUGGCGGACGUGUCGGUGAAGAACCCGAACGCGGCGUCGCUGCGGUACCGCGGCAGCGAGACGGCGGUGUACUACCGCGCGGCGAGGGUGGGCGGCGCCGAGGGCCCGCCGGGCACGGCGCGCGCCCGGCGCACGGUGCGGCUGAACGUGACGGUGGACGUCGCCGUCGGCGCGCUCCUGGGCGACCCGGGCUUCCUCGGCGACGUCGCGGCGGGCGCCGUCGCGGUGACCACGGCCACGACGGUGCGCGGGCGCGUCGCGGUGCUCGGCGGCGUGGUGCGCCGGCGCGUGGUGCUGGAGAUGAACUGCACGGCGACCAUCGCCGUCGCCGACAUGUCCAUCCGCAACCAGAGCUGCCUGCACCGCGUCUGGUUGUGACAUCGUCCACUAGGAGCACAUUUACUUCCGGUAAAUUGUUCAUAAAAAUUGUUAUUUACGCAUGACAAACAUCAGCCAGUAAUCCACUCUUUAAUGAAUAAUAGCUGCAAUGAAUUCUUUUUUCAACGUAUGCAAAAUAGUUGGAUUAAAUCAAUCAGAAAUUCGUCUCAAAAAAAAAAUCAAUCUGAGACUAACGAUACACACAUUGAACUAUGCACGAGAGGUCGAUUACAUUUUGUCCGUCAGUUCUUUUGAAGAUGCUAAUAGGGUGAGUGUACGAUUACGUAUAUAAGCCAAGGAUAUAAG
Messenger RNA from Oryza brachyantha (malo sina), 1032 nucleotides. RefSeq lists its product as uncharacterized. Bases 115 to 726 code for a protein of 203 amino acids. The transcript has a single exon. NCBI's taxonomy places the organism in Eukaryota, Viridiplantae, Streptophyta, Magnoliopsida, Poales, Poaceae. The record is from RefSeq and is a predicted model, not a curated record.